UUCCGUGCCUUAGCACCAAUGUACUAUCGUGGGUCGGCUGCAGCCAUCAUCGUCUAUGACAUUACAAAAGAAGAGACAUUCUCCACGUUAAAGAACUGGGUAAAGGAGCUUCGACAGCACGGGCCGCCCAAUAUUGUGGUUGCCAUUGCAGGAAAUAAGUGUGAUCUUAUCGAUGUCAGAGAAGUCAUGGAGAGAGAUGCUAAGGACUAUGCCGACUCCAUUCAUGCAAUUUUUGUAGAGACCAGCGCAAAAAACGCGAUAAACAUAAAUGAACUCUUUAUAGAAAUUAGUCGAAGAAUUCCCUCCGGGGACACCAGCCAGCCCUCUGGCAGUAAGGGCUUCAAACUCCGGAGGCAGCCUUCAGAGCCAAGGCGGAGCUGCUGCUGACCGCCCUCGGCCUCUCUGACUCGAGGGAGAAGUAGGUGGUCCUGAAAGAGCAGGAGGGCUGAGGCUCCCGCCCCCCGUUUCCGCUUGGCCGGUCUGGAGUUCACGCGGAAAGGAUUCUCAGACGCGGACCAGUUCUGUCCCUGCCUGUGCCCCUCUGCUGUGUGAAGGCGCUCUGGCACACCACGGGAACUCGUCGUUGGCUCUGGCCUUGCCAGAGGGAGCACAGGAUUCUAUGGACGUAGGAGUAAGUUGUUAAGUAGUUUUGUAAUCAAGAUUUUAUGUAACAUUUGUAAAGGGAAAAUUAGCACUUUCAUGGUUCUUGAGGGAAAAAAGAGACCUGGGGAGAUUAUAAUUUCCUUGGGUUUCCCACUACCACCGUGAGAGGAGCUGUGCUAUUAGAAUGUGGUGGGAUACGGUGAGUGGAGGGAUGGCGAUGGUGAUUUGGAGCUGAGAUGGGUUAUCUGUAAAACCGGCGGGCACAGUUUCAUCUCUGCCGUCUCUGAAGCACGGCUCACUGCGUACGUGCGCCUCGGAUCCCACAGCGCAGCACGGCGAGAGCAGCGCUGCGCCCUCGCCGGCCGGGUUUGCUCGUGACCCCGUCAGGAAUGUGUCGCAAACGCGUUAGGGGCCCUCUUAAAUACGCCCCCGGGACGGAGGCUGCAGCGGGUGAGACGCUUCCUGGAAUAAAGUGAAUGGCACGUGCUCUGCGCUGCCUGGCAGUGGUUUCAAAAAAGAGGAAAAUGAGAGAGAAAGUGAAGAAAGCGGUGUGAAUGCUGUCGGUUUUUUAUUUAACCCAAGUAUUUUGGUGGGAAAAACAAGUAUCUCUUGCUUAGCCUAUGUAAAGUUGUAGUCUAUAUUUAUGAGACCGUUGCUUAAAGAUUAUAAAUUAUGUAAAUACCUGAAUAAAUUCUGCAUUCCAUCCAGCACUUCCUUGAGCCCUGCACCAGUCCUGCGUGUGCCCACCCAUUCGUAAGCCUGGCCGUGGGAGACUGCAGCACGUUUGGUCUUGUGCAGAGACAGAGCACUUAGCCACAGGCCUGAGGGUCUCUGCCUUCCCUGCACCCACCCCCUUCCCUCCCAGUCCCAUCUGGAAACCAUAAUGGAGACAUAUGCCACUUGGACAAGCCUGGCUAGGCCGUGCUCGCCUUGGGGGAAAGAUCAAGCUCCAAGCUGAAGUCGUUCACCUGGUCUUGGUAAUAAGCUGCCACAGCAGCCGCAGACCAACUGUCUUAGAGAGCUUUCCUCGUUACAAUUCAGCUCGUCCUCUCGUUUCCUUUCUUCUCCCCGGCCUCUCUUAGUGGUUAACACUCUUUUCCCUCAGGGAGCCUAAUGAGGUUUUUAAUAUAAUCUAAAAAUAAAGCACUGGCGUGAGCUUGGUGAGAAUUUGUUCCUGGUCUAAUUUGGCACCCUUCCAGCCUGAGCAUUGUGCGGGAAGAAAUUUACAAGAUUAAAUAGGAAAUGAAACAGCUUGAAUUUCAGACUAAAUUGUGUUUUCAGAGUUAUCCUUAAACUGAACAGUCGCAACUUUUAAAAAUAAUUGGUGUUUCUAGGUGCCCCCCCACUCGAAGUGAGUGGAUCAUAAUGGGAAAAUUAUAACUCAGAUUAAGUGAGAAAUAAUUCCUCGUUCCCUCUGUCCAAUAUCUUAGGCAUUUUAAGUUAUUUUAUUCUCUUACUGACACCGCCUACAGAGAAUGUAGUCGGUGAAGAUUGUGACGUUUCAUGUAAGAUGCGGGAGCCGUCCACCGCCUCAGCGCCAGCUCCUGGAGAGAGUGAGGGGUUUGCAGGGCUAGGCUGUCACACCUGCAGGCUGUUUGACUUUAUUUUAUGUCCAUCUGUGGUGGAUCCUGGGCACACAGCCAUCGCCCUGGUAGGCCCCACGUCCAGCUGCUGGGCCUCUGUUUCCAAGACAACAAAAUAAAAACAGGGUGAUUGGCUGCUUCCAAAAAGACCCUAAGUGGGUGGGCCUCCCUGUCUCACUGCACGGCCUUCACCUGUUGUCAGCAGGUGGCUGACAGGGAAAGACGGGGUCCCCUGGCCUUGGCCCCGCUGCGAGGCCGUCAGCGCCUCUCACCCUCGCCGCGGCCGCUCUGGCCCCGGGCGCUGGUCUCCGUCCGUGAUGUCUCAAACUCCACUCAAGCAUGCCGCUUUGUCACCCCGCACGAGGGGCUGUGGCCGGGCACUCGCGGGCCUCUUCCCCUUUAUCCCCGUCAUUGUGUUUACGUGGAUACAGCCCUGUUCCUCCUGUUCUGUCUCUUUAAUGCUUAACAACAACAGCAACAAGUCUGUGUCCCAAAUCCACGAUCCAUGCAGUGAAGACGGGCGCUGCUGCCGCUCUGUGCACGGAUGAGCCUGAGAGUGAGCCUGUUAUUUCAGGCACAUUUGAGUGGUUAACCGUGUUAAGCAGUGAUCUAAUCCACACUUCCUGUUCUCUUUAUUGUAUCUUAAGAGAAAAGAUUUCCCAGGAGUUGGUCAUAGCCCGUCUAUAAAAACCUGUUGGCUCCCUGUUGACACAGGACCAUUUUUUUAAAUUUCUGGAACUGAACAGAAGAGAAAAAUCAUUAAUCAGCCCCAGUGAGUAUCGAUCCCUUUCAGAGAACGUGAAAUAAGCUGCUCGCAGGUGUCCAGGCCUGGGAACUCGGUCGCCAGCCUGCUCUCACACGAGUGUGUUCUGGUUCUGUGACAGCUGCUUAGCCACCGCUGGGUGAUUCACUGUCCUUCGUUUUAGGCUCUAAGAAGUGACCGGGCAGAAGGACCUGUUGUAAGCCCUUCUGGUUCCAAAUGAAACCCCCGUCACCUCCUUGUCCGCCGUGGUAAGAAGUUCUGCCGAGGCGGCGGCUGGAAGACGGCUCCUUUUAAAGCCCCGUCCUUUCCUGACCCCCGAUGCUUGUGAAAUGCCUGCCUCCCACGGCACACACGGCUCCCCGAGGCCCGCCUGUGUCGGAGGGGACCGGGACUGGCCCUAGAGGUGCCGUCCCUUCAGGUGGCCAGUGUCUGUCCGGGGUUCUCUCUCAGUCCCCUGUAUUUUGAAAUACGCAAGUGGGGGGAAAAGCACACUGAAUUCCGGAACUUUAAGUCUUGUCUUUUCUUUCUGUUCUCAAGGAGGAAGAUAGGUCUGAGAGACCUUGUACUUUACACUCUGGGAGGCAGGGUAAUUAAAUUCCCGGGUGGCCAGUCCUGGCUUUCCUGCCGCUGUCCGAUCAGGACGCGUGUGUUUUUUGUGGCAGGGGGGUUCCCAUCGCACUGCACCCGCUGGCCUCUGCUCGGCCCUGCGCUUCGGAGCCGUUUGUUCCUUGCUGCAGGCAGCCUCUGUGUCGCAGAGUGACUUGCGGAUGAUCACGCGUGUUCCUUCUAGCGCCCUGUCAGAACACACCACGGCCGUGGGCCCUUGCGGUAGAAGAUGCAGGCACACAGUGAGCCCUUAGGCGUGCAGUUUAAGUAGUGGGAGAAUCCUUUCCUUCCAAAGUAACUACCUGACCUGUAGCAGGAGCCGGGUUCAGGACACCUGGGGGCACGGUGGGCCGGCCAGCUGGCUCCGAAAGCCCUCCGGGCUGCGGGUGUCCGUCCUGAGUCACUGUGGGAGGUCACGGCGGUGGCCAGCUAGACAGUGCAAACCUGUGAAACCUGCGUCACAGGAUCCGUCUGAAAGGGGCCAGCGGCACCACGCGUGCUUCCUGUCUGACGGCAGAGGCUCUGCCUCGGUUCGUGUGUUACAAAGGAAGACGGGGAACGCGCCUUCGUGGGGUGAGCUGUUAACUUCAUCCCUGCCUCGGUAGCUGGCUCAUCAGAGAAAAGUAAACCCUUUAAGGUGACAUGUAGGAGAUUUGUCUUCGCUCCUGUGGUGUUAGGAUUUAAAAAAAAAAAAUCGUCCAAGCAACAAAUCAUCUGGGAGAUAAACCUGAUGGUGCGUAGUUUUAGAAAGGGGGCGGGGGGUGGGGAGAAGUGUCGCCCAGGACUUAAAGAGACAGCCCCGCACGCUUCUGCGGACGGCAGAGCCGCUUGUCUUGACUCCCAGUAAUAGAAAUCCAGGCAGUCUGAGUAUCCAAUUUGCAAGAAACGUUAAUGGAAUUCUGGGGCAUUUGUCCUGUUUUAUGUGCAAAUGAAAGUCUAAAAAAUAUCAGAAGGGUACUACAUUUUUCAGGAGCCUCCGUUGUUUGAGUCUAAGGGAAUGUUAAGUGAGAGACCUGUGGGGAUGGCGCUCACCAGACAACGAGGGAGGUGGGCAGACGGACCCCGGAGUCUCUGUACUUCUGUUUGUCCUUCAGGGUUCUCGGCAUAGAGGGAGAUGCUUUACUCUCCGGACCCACAGGCCCUCCGGCGGCUACAGGAUCAGGUCUAGUUUGAUCUCUGUGCCAUCAGCAGUAGCCAGUCCCUGCGCCUUCCUUGCCGAGUGAUCCAUCACAGAUGCGCUAGAGUAUUUCUGGCUUCAAAACAGACGAAUUCAGGAGUUUAAUAGAAAAGCAGAAACCUCAGCCUUCCAUCCAUUCCUUUUAUUAUGUUGAACUUUGUAGACAAGAUGAGGAUGUAUCAUCAGCAGAUACUGAAAUUAAAACCAUGGUGUCUAAACAAAAAAAAAUGUUUUAUUUAGCUUGCAAGUUUUAUUUUUAAAUCUGUAUGGCACCCGGUGCCUCAUCAGAAUGCUUUGUAAUUGCAGCAGACAAAAUUCCGGGUAGCUUCCCAUGAAAGGGCGUUCAGGUGCCAAGUUCUACCAGCCAGUUAAUGGAAGUCCUCAGAUAGUAAGGAUUCCGGAAGGAGCCUCUUCAACUGACAGUUCUAAACUGUGGACCUCAGGGCUCCUGAGCCACGCCACAGAAACGAGCGUUUUCCUGAUGCCACUCCUCGAUUCGGGAACUUUCCACUGCUUCAGGAAACAAAUUGUUUAAUGCCGUGUUUCGGAGGAGAUCCUCGUUAAAAUGAGCACUUCCUUACCUGGGGCCAAUAAUCUCUGCUCAGAACUGAAACUGCCAAAUUCCUGAAAAUGUCUUGUUGCCUGAGGCCAGGCGCACGGCUUCCCCCAGAGCCCUGCCCACCUGCUAGCAGGGUGCCCUCCGCCACGGGCAGUCCCUGCACCCAGGCCUGCAGUGGCGUUUGGACUUUGGGGCUUGAUCCUAACAUCACUUGGCCAUCAUUAAUUUUACACUAAAUUUAUAUUUGAACAAUCAGUUUUACCCCCCUGAAAAAUGUGGAACCUUCCUCUUAUUUUGAGUAUCACGUGGUGGCAUAGUUUGUGAAACUCUUGACAGCGUGGGUCAGGCACAGGGCGUCCGAGGGAUCACACGCUGGGGGGAAGGGCUGGCAGCUGGCUGCCAGUGAGGGGGGGGGGGCGGGGGGGGGAGGGGGGCUCUGUUCUUAAACCAUUUGUUGUGCUGUGUAGACAGAGCUCCACUGCCCUGGCAGAUUUUUUUUAGCUCCCACCCAGCUGAGUCUCUCCAUCACGAGUCAGAUGAUCGUGCGUCAUUGGUGUCUUGCCGUCCAUGAUCGAAGCAGACUCUCGCUUUACCCCCCUGUUCUCAUUUUUCUGCGACCUCCCCCUAAGAGCUGCAUAGCCCAGCCACCCGCUCAGCAGGCCAUAGGCCUUCCUCCGCUCACCGUCACCGGGCAGGGUUGCCGGCCCCCGGCGGGUGGUUUUAGGUGAGGGGCCCCGGGACUUCCAGACAGUGAAGGGCGGGGCGGCUCUGUAUGUGCGGGAACAGAACGCGUUCCCGUGGGCGCUCUGUCAGGUGUCACAGGGCGUUUGCUAAAACAUGUGAGCGCCCAAGUCAGAAGUCCAGAGGAACAGCCAUGGAGAGAAGCAAAGCAGACGGAAGGCUGCGCCGUCGCACCAGCACGUCUGGUUUCUCCUGCAGACGCCAUGCCUUCCUGGGACCCGGUGCAAGGAGUGAGAUUUCUGUGCCUUUUGCUAACAGCGCCCCAGCCCUGCCACAGCCCACACCCCGUCGUGGCUUCUUUGCUUGCCACGGUGCCUGCCUGCCUGUGCCGAGACCGUAGUGCCCGUCCGCCGAGCUCCUGUCGAUGUUUGAGGGCUUUAUUUUUGCAGUCUUAACCUUGGGCUGGACCUAAGUCUGUGUGAGCCCUCUGAUGUCUGUGUGGUUUAUAGAUGCUGACAGAAGAAAGCCAGGCCUUUUGAUGUCUGUUAAGAGUUGUUUUCCUUCCUGUCCUCACGCUGGUGGUAGUUUGCACAUGAAGGCUGAUUUGGCACACUUGAGCGAUACUGUUCUAGCUUAAUGUUCUCCCGUAGGCUUUUCUAGAACAUAACGUGCUAAAUCACUAUAAACUUUGUUGUAAGAAGGGUGUACACAUUUUGUUAAUAAAAUGCUACGUUUACAAAUACA
Molecule: messenger RNA, 6716 nt
Organism: Oryctolagus cuniculus (rabbit)
Lineage: Eukaryota; Metazoa; Chordata; Mammalia; Lagomorpha; Leporidae
Source: RefSeq, a predicted model, not a curated record